AUGCCUACCGCAGAUGCAAAGGCGAGGUUGCGUUGCGAAGCGCCCGGCUGCGAGCAUAGAACCUACUCCAGUCCUUCCAACCUCAAGAGGCACAUCAACUCUAAGCAUAACCAGGCCAUUCAGAUGUCCUGCGGCAAAUCGUUGCCGAACCACCAGUCGAACAUCAAGCGCCACAAGGAUGCUUGUGGUUGCACAGUUCUGGACCAGCCCCUAGUUCCCGCUGUGGGGAAUGGCGUUGGUACACCUACAAUGCAUACCACCACCAACAAUGCCACGAUGACGUCGACAUUUGAAGACGUCCUUGACAUGAUGUUGAAUGAGUUCAACAAUGCAUACCCUCCCAUGGACAACAACUUCUUUGGGCCCUUCUACUAA
Colletotrichum godetiae is the source of this 375-nucleotide messenger RNA. RefSeq lists its product as uncharacterized. Lineage: Eukaryota; Fungi; Ascomycota; Sordariomycetes; Glomerellales; Glomerellaceae. The record is from RefSeq and is a predicted model, not a curated record. The transcript has a single exon. The coding region runs from base 1 to 375 and encodes 124 amino acids.